UGCGCACACAUUGACGGCGCUGUUAAGGUGUGAUUACCGACACUCGUCACCUUUUUUCCAUGCAAUUAGCCCUACUCGUCCCCUCGCUCCUCAUCAGUCGACUUAGGUGUCACUUCAGCGUCGUCUCUUGGGGACAAACACACGCACUCACAAAUACAAACGGGGCUCUCGCCAUGGCAACGAGAGCCUCCUCUUCCGCCGCCUCUCCAGCCACCCACUCGGUCGGUCGGUCGGUAGCCCGGGCCAGACGCGGCAUCGGAGUUUGCUCGCCACACGUCUCCAGCGAGCACCUCGGAGCGCUCCGGGGUGGGAAUGAGCCAGGAUGGAGUCGCAGCCCGUCUACAGCCGCUGGUCGUACAGGUUAGGCGUUUUGGCCGCUUUUGCCGUUCAAAGCAGACAAUCGUAACGUUAGUAAACAGGCUCACAUUUCACAAUCGUUCAGAAGUAUCGAUUGGCUUUUCGAACAGAUGAUUUUGCGCAUCGAAACUUCCAAAGUCACGGCUCUAAACACUUUCCUCUGCUUCUCUUCCUUGGACAAAUUGACAUCCUGGAGACCCUCCAGCUCUGCCAGCUUGGCGAGCGGAUUUGACGAGCACAGCAGCAUCAUGCAGCAGAAGCUGGAAAAACAGAAGUCUUUGCUGGAGCAGAAGCAGCGGCGGAAACGGCAGGAACUGCUCAUGGUGCAGCCCAACACGGAGGCCCGGCACCGGCGGACCCGCUCGUGGCGCGGUGAAGAGCAAGCCCCGCUGGUGGAGUCGCAACUCUGCGACGUCAGCGACAUCAUCAUGGACGGCUUCAACGGCCCGGCGGCAUUUCUAGGAUCCAAAAAAGGAAUGAAAAUCCAGAUCACAUCCGUACAACAAGGCCAAGUUAAGACUCAGUCCCCGCUCAGGCCUCCGCCGCCCGCCGGGGACGCCGAGGACAAGGCCGGCGACACGGAGACGCUGCACCAGAACAAGACCGACAUCCACGAACUUCUGCGCAAACAAGGCCUGUCCGGCAGCAUGAACUUUGACGAAUCCAGCGAGGACGACGACGAGCGUCCGCACUCCCCGACGCCCGGCACGCAGACCACCAGGCCCGCCUCCGCCAACAGCGCCAAGGACCCGGAGGCGGUCGCCAGCGGCGGUGGCGGCGGCGGCUCGCCCUCCUCCAGAAGCUCGCCUCUUCUGGAGGUGUCCAACUUGGACGAGUUUGCGUUGCUUCCGGCACCGCGCGGCGCCACCAUCAAAUGCCGGAUCACCCGCGACAAGAAGGGAAUGGACGGCGGCUUCUACCCUACAUACUACAUGCACAUGGAGAGGGAGGACGGCAAGAAGGUGUUCUUGUUGGCAGGGAGAAAGCGAAAGAAGAGCAAGACAUCCAACUACCUCAUUUCAGUCGACCCCACCGACCUGUCGCGAGAAGGCGAGAGCUUCAUCGGCAAACUGAGGUCGAACCUCAUGGGCACCAAAUUCACCGUGUACAACAACGGCGCCAACCCUUGCAAGAACGGCGCCGCCGUGGAGGACGGCAGGACUCGACAGGAGCUGGCCGCCGUCUGCUAUGAAACCAACGUGUUGGGGUUCAAGGGGCCGCGCAAGAUGACCGUCAUCAUCCCGGGCAUGAAUGCCAACUUUGAGCGAGUGCCCGUCAGGCCCCACAACGAGCAGGAGAGCCUGCUGAGCCGCUGGCAGAGCCACUCCUUGGACAACCUGAUCGAGCUUCACAAUAAGGCGCCCAUGUGGAACGACGACACGCAGUCCUACGUGCUCAACUUCCACGGACGCGUCACUCAGGCCUCCAUCAAGAACUUCCAGAUCGUCCACGACAACGACCCCGACUACAUCGUGAUGCAGUUCGGCCGAGUGGCCGACGCCAUCUUCACGCUGGACUACAACUACCCCAUGUGCGCCUUACAAGCCUUCGCCAUCGGGCUGUCCAGCUUCGACAGCAAGCUGGCCUGCGAAUGAACGCGCGGGUUUUGUUUUCGUGGACUCCGAUUGAACAGAGUGGGCUCUCCUGCAGCGCCCCCCUCAGGACAAAAGUAGACAUCCUCGAACAUUGGAAGGCUGACUUCUUUUUUUUUUUUUUUUUGUCCUGGAUGACAAGUGCAUUAUUGUUACGGUUGAUUGUUUUUCUGUGACACGCAUGCAAAAUUGCACACACACUAAGUACUGUAAAUAAAUUUCAAAAUUACCAC
This is a messenger RNA of Syngnathus acus (greater pipefish), 2182 nucleotides long. RefSeq names its product tubby-related protein 3. Lineage: Eukaryota; Metazoa; Chordata; Actinopteri; Syngnathiformes; Syngnathidae. Gene Ontology annotation, biological process: protein localization to cilium. The transcript is spliced from 11 exons. Gene Ontology annotation, cellular component: cilium. The coding region runs from base 468 to 1952 and encodes 494 amino acids. The record is from RefSeq and is a predicted model, not a curated record.